CAUCCCAAAAAUAAAAACCUCAGAUUUGGAUUUUAAAAUGAUUCUGUUUUCCCUAGUCUUUAGGGUUAGGUUAAAGUUUUCUUUGACCAUCUGUUUUUGAUCUGUUUGAUUUUCCAUGAUACAGUGAGAGAAAGACAAUUAAAACGAAGGGAAAGAAAAAAAGUUUUAUUAGAGAGAAGAAGAUUUCCCAAAGAUGACAACAUGAUUUGUUUGUCGUUUAAGGUUUUGAUCUUUAAGUUUUGGAAGGGAUCGAUCUUUGAAAGGAAUUUGUUAGCCAACUUUCUUUUUAACAUUUUCUUCAGGCAGUUUCAGCCAAAGUUUAAUUAGAAGACAAAAAGAAGAGAUGUCAUCGUCAAACUCUCCUUGCGCGGCGUGCAAGUUUCUUCGUCGAAAAUGCACCCAAGAAUGCGUCUUUGCACCUUAUUUCCCACCAGACAAUCCCCAAAAAUUCGCCAACGUUCACAAAGUAUUCGGUGCCAGUAAUGUAGCCAAACUUUUAAACGAACUCAACGCUUCCCAACGUGAAGAUGCUGUCAACUCUUUAGCCUAUGAAGCUGAGGCUCGUCUCCGAGACCCUGUCUAUGGCUGUGUUGGCCUGAUCUCCAUAUUACAACACAGGCUUAAACAAGUGCAACAUGAUCUUAGCAAUGCCAAGAAAGAACUGGCUACUUAUAUUGGUCCACAAGCUAUGCUUCCUAUUUUACAACCGCCUGUUUUUUUGCAACAACAUGUUGGGAACGCUUCCUCAGCAGUGAUGCAACAUAACAUGAUGCCAAUGAUGGGGAUUCCUACAGCUGCUGCGGCGGCUUCGGCUUCACAUGGGGGGCAGUUGGUGAUAAGGGAACCACAACAACAACAGAUUUUUGAGGCUCAACAACAACUGGCUGCGGUGGUAGCAGCAAGGGAACAACAAGAAAUGUUCAGAGGUUAUGAACAACAUCAUCAGGGUCAACAACAGCAAGAGAUUGUAAGGUUUAAUGGUGGAUUUGAAGGGGCUGCUUCAGUUACUGGAACUGGGUUUAAUCAGAUAACAACUGCAGCUACCAUGUCAUCUUCAUUGGCUUUAGGAAGUUUUGAUAACCCUUAUCAGAUUCAGACACAACAAGAAGAUCAUCCUCAUCAUCAUUCUCAUGGGGGUCAUCCACUUCAAGCACAGCUUUUGCUUCAGCCACAACAAGGGCAACCACAGCAAAAUCAACAGCAACAAUCGCAGCAAAAUCAGCAGCAGCAACAGCAAAGGUCAGGAAGCGAGGAGGGUAGGAGUAUUGGUCCUUGUUGAAUUAAAAAAAAAAAAAAAAACCUCUUUUUUUUUCCCUUGUUUUUUCUGUUUGCAGCCUGAAUGCCUGCCUUUCCGCUUUCAUGAAAGCAAUCUUUCAUUCUAGUUGAUAUCAAUAAAAUCGUUUACCUCAGAGAUCUAAAGUCAGCAUUGGGUUUUUGGGGUUUGAUGCAGAGCUUCUUGGAACCUACAAUUAAAAAUGUAGGGAUCUGCUUUGAUCUUGGGAGUACAGUUUUCAGCUUUUGGUUUAGUAGAAAAAAUUCCUUUUUUAUUUUUAUUUUUUUGUUUCACUUUGAUUUCACUAUUUAAUACUGCAAUUAU
Molecule: messenger RNA, 1597 nt
Organism: Durio zibethinus
Lineage: Eukaryota; Viridiplantae; Streptophyta; Magnoliopsida; Malvales; Malvaceae
Source: RefSeq, a predicted model, not a curated record